AGCUCCUGGGGGCUCCAGGCGUCCGUCCCUGGGCGGGUGGCCGCCCCCCUCCUGUCUCUGCCUCCAUCCGCAAGCGGCUGUAUCCUCCACCUGCCCAUGUACGAGGGGCCGUCUGCUCAGAAGCGCGGUGGCCCCGUGGGACGUGGGGACCGCCCUGUCCCAGCUGGCCUGUGUGUUCCCCUCAUCCUUACCCUUGUGAGAGAGCCCCGCUUCCACAAGAGGUCAGGCUCUGAGGUUCCAGGUGGGCGUGCAAGGCUUAGGCAGGCGGAAAGUAGGCAGGAGACAGGGACGCAGAAGGGACUUCCCGGCCCAUGGCAUCAGGCCCGCUCUGAUGGGGUGGAGCCCUGUCUGCUCUGCAUCCCAGCUGACGCCCGCCCUCCUGUGGGAACUGCCUCGCCCAUGGCCCUCCUCUGGCUGGCCGUGCUCCUGACACUCAUCUGCCACUCAACGACCACGGACCACGCCAUCUCUGAUCCAGACCCACCGAUUACGAACUUAAGGAUAGAUCCACAAAGGAAAAGAUUGGUCUGGGACCAGCAUGGGAAUGUUUCCGAAAUUGGGUGUUACGUCAAUUCAAAACUUUUAGCAAAGGCAAACGGGAAGCUCUAUUGCAGUCUCGGUGACUUGUCAUGUGAAGUAAAAAACUACACUGUGAAGGUUAUGAAUGGUCAACCAUUCUCUGCUUGGAUUCAGUAUCCAAAGCAAGGCAACCCCUGGGCGGCCGCGGACAACCUGACCUGCCGGGUGCACGACGUGGAUCAGCUCAGCUGCAGCUGGGCGGUAGGCAAGGAGGCCCCGGAGAACGUGCAAUACUAUUUCUACUUGAAGCAUUCCCUGAAAUUUUUUUUCCCUCCCCUAGAAAUAUUAGCUGCCCCAAACAUCACAAAAACAUGGUGUUCCGAAAACUACUCAUUCAUGGAAUGGGAAGUAAGGAGUCUCUUUACUGAAGACCUCAAGUAUGAACUUGAGAUACAGAAGGGCACGGACCUCGCCUACAGAGAGGAGACGGAGCUCGAGACCUUGAGGCUGAGGAACCCGGGACCCUACACGGUGAAGGUCAGGGCCAUGGACUCUCUGUUCUUCAGGAGCAGACCCCAGGGCCGGUGGAGCGCCCCGCAGCACCUCGACUGUGACCGCAAGGACGCGUCCUUCCCGCUCUGGCUGGUGUACCUGCUGGCCCCGCUUGGGGCGCUGCUCCUGGUGGGGCUCCUGUUUCUCUGUCGCAGGUGGCCGGUGAUGCGGAAGCUGUUCCCGCGUGUCCCUCACGUGAAAGACCCCAUCGGCGACAGCUUUCAGAAUGAGAGGAUGAUGGCCUGGGACCCGGAGCCGGAGAGCCAGGAAGAGUGUCCCGUGGCCCAGGUGCAGGUGUUGGGGGAAACAUGAAACUCAUGCAAGCGGGGGCUUCGUUCUUCCGCCGGGGAGGGCCCAUGGCCGGGCCGGGUUGGACGCGGACGUUUGCUGCACGGCUGAGGAUGGGAAAGCCUGCUGCACCUGACUGGGGGGUUGCCUUCCUUGUGCUUAUUUCUCAAACUACUUUUUGACCUGUCACGGGCCCCCUGGAGGUGGGGGGGGGGUCGGGUCACCCCGCAGUGCCGCACAGCCCCCUGGACACCCCCAAAUGUCCACUGUGUUGGCUGGCCUGGUUUCUCUUUAAAUGGUUCCAUUUCCCA
This is a messenger RNA of Odocoileus virginianus texanus, 1670 nucleotides long. The record is from RefSeq and is a predicted model, not a curated record. NCBI's taxonomy places the organism in Eukaryota, Metazoa, Chordata, Mammalia, Artiodactyla, Cervidae.